Molecule: messenger RNA, 1130 nt
Organism: Chondrus crispus (carragheen)
Lineage: Eukaryota; Rhodophyta; Florideophyceae; Gigartinales; Gigartinaceae
Exons: 2
Coding region: 1-594 (197 amino acids)
Source: RefSeq, a predicted model, not a curated record
AUGGCGCUAGCGAGGCCGUUAAGACUAUCCUCUCCAUCCUCGUCAGGCAUCGCACCGACGCCGUCCUCAUCCCUAUCCCGCAGUACCCGCUCUACACUGCUUCUAUCACCGCCUUUGGCGGCCAGCACGUCGGUUACUACCUCGACGAGGACAAUGGCUGGAGCCUCAACGUCCACGAGUUGCACCGCUGCCUCGCCGACGCCCGUGCCAAAGGCCUUACCGUCCGCGGACUCGUCGUCAUCAACCCGGGAAACCCCACGGGCCAGGUCCUGUCGCGCUCCAAUAUUGAGAGUGUCGUCGCCUUUUGCGACCGAGAACGCUUGGUCCUCAUGGCCGAUGAGGUCUAUCAGAACAAUGUCUACACCCCCGACAAACCCUUUGUUUCCUUCAAGAGCGUCGUCACCGAAAUGGCCGCCGACGUCGAGCUCGUCUCCUUCCACUCUGUAUCCAAGGGCCUCAUGGGCGAGUGCGGCUUGCGCGCGGGCUACAUGGAGGUCCUUAAUAUCGACCCCUAUGUCCAGGACCUCAUAUACAAGGUCUUGUCCGUCUCGCUCUGCUCAAACAUCAUUGGCCAGGUCGCCAUCGACCUCAUGAUGAACCCGCCGCAGCCGGGCGACCCUUCGUACCACCUGUAUAACAAGGAGACAACCGAAAUUUAUACAGCCCUUCGUAACAAGGCUAUUGCAAUGUCAGACGGUCUUAAUACACUCGAGGGCGUCAAGUGCCACCCGUCGGAGGGCGCCAUGUAUCUCUUUCCGAGCAUCACCCUACCCCCCGCUGCCAUCACGGAGGCCGCCGCACGAGGAAUGGCCUCUGCAGACGUGCUUUACUGCAUUGAGAUGCUGGAUGCCACCGGCAUUUGCGUCGUCCCGGGCUCGGGCUUUCUCCAACAAGAAGGCACAUAUCAUUUUAGGACCACCUUCUUACCACCAGAGCAUGAAAUUAAGGACGUCAUUACACGUAUGCGUACCUUUCAUCAACGCUUCAUGGCCAAAUAUUCGUGAGACAACUCUUUGCCACCUGACGAGACCGACUUGUGACAAUGGUACGGUAAACGAGUAUUUUUAGUGCCAUCUCAAAAUGACCUCCAACUACAUCUACUGCCACUAAAAACUACCGCUACUCUACUG